AUGACAAAAUUCUGGGCGACUCUAUCUAAUGAUAUCUUGAACAUUUUAACAAACGGAUUAGAAGAAUUUAAUGUCGUGAUUGAAGUAGGCGAAGCUCCAAAUACUCAAACUUUUCACGCACAUUCCAUUAUACUUAGAGCUAGGUCACCAUACUUUCGUCAAGCGCUUUCUAAAAAUUGGGCUAGGAAAGAACGGGAUGUUAUAAAAUUUACUAAACCUAAUAUAAGUCCAAAAGUUUUUGAAAUAAUCUUAAAGUUUAUCUACAGCGGUACCGUGAAUUUGAUGGAUAAACCGAUGAUGGAAGCAUUAGAUCUAUUGAUAGCAACAGAUGAACUUCUAUUGACAGAACUAUCAGAUCAUGUUCAAGAAUAUUUAUUACAUUAUGAAGUGGGUUGGCUGGAAGAUAAUUUAAUAACGCUUUGGAGAAAGAUAAAUCAAUAUGAAUCGUGUAGAAAACUUCAAGAAUAUUGUUUAUCAUUAAUUUAUCUACAAGUUGAAAACAUUUUACAAUGGACAAAGGAAGACUUUGAACAAUUGGGCACGACAUUAAAAGAAUGUAUUCCAUUAAUAGGAUUUUCACAAAUCAAUUCAUCAGACUUUUUUGAUAAAGUUUGGCCAUUUAGGGAUAUUUUAACUAAGGAUACGUUAGAAGAUGUGAUGAGAUAUCAUUUGAAACCUACUACCUCGCCAAAACCUGUUGAUAAUUUAGCGAAAAGAUUACAAUUUGAUUCGGGUCUAUUGAGGCAAAGUCACGCAGCAUUAUUAUGUAGUUGGAUUGAUAGAUUAGGACAGAAACGAGGAAUGAUUGAGGAUGGUAGGCUAUGUAGGGUAAGCAGGCAUAGAAGUUGUUAUGCCAUUAGAUUUAAUGGGAGAGAUUAUGGGCCUUGCUUUGGUGAUAAGGAUUUAAGCAUGAAAGGAAAAUUUGAUCAAGAGGGAAGUUGUAGCUGUCAAAAAGAUGAUUACUUUGAUAAAGUUACUGACACGGGAAGCUUUAAAGUUGAUGAAUAUGAAGUUUUUAAGAUCGUUAAAAAAUGA
Molecule: messenger RNA, 1035 nt
Organism: Funneliformis geosporum
Lineage: Eukaryota; Fungi; Glomeromycota; Glomeromycetes; Glomerales; Glomeraceae
Source: the annotation of a GenBank genome assembly